Molecule: messenger RNA, 2010 nt
Organism: Rhincodon typus (whale shark)
Lineage: Eukaryota; Metazoa; Chordata; Chondrichthyes; Orectolobiformes; Rhincodontidae
Product: late histone H2A.2.2-like
Exons: 1
Coding region: 1-444 (147 amino acids)
Cellular component (GO): nucleosome
Molecular function (GO): protein heterodimerization activity; structural constituent of chromatin; DNA binding
Source: RefSeq, a predicted model, not a curated record
AUGUGGGCGCAUUGCAUCAUUGUGUGUGAAAGUGGUUGUAAGAUUUUGGUUAUGUCCGGGAGAGGAAAGGGCGCUGGUGGGAAAGCUCGUUCCAAAGCGCAGUCCUGGUCGUCCCGGGCUGGCCUGCAGUUCCCGGUAGGCCGUAUUCACAGGCUCCUGAGAAAGGGUAACUAUGCUGAGCGUGUGGGUACCGGAGCGCCGGUCUAUCUGGCUGCGGUACUUGAGUAUCUGACGGCUGAAAUCCUCGAGCUGGCCGGUAAUGCGGCCCGGGACAACAAGAAGACCCGCAUCAUCCCUCGGCACCUCCAGCUGGCCGUGCGCAACGACGAGGAGCUCAACAAGCUGUUGGGAGGAGUGACCAUCGCUCAGGGUGAGGUGCUGCCUAAUAUCCAGGCUGUGCUGCUGCCCAAGAAAACCGCCGCUGGGGGUGCCACUAAAAAGUGAAGAGACAGUUAUUUCGUCUGAUAACCCAAAGACUCUUUUAAGAGCCACCCACAACAUCAGUGAAAAGCAGCUAGACCAUCCCCUCUGUCGGAAUGUCUUUUUCUGCUUUAAUUAUUUGAUGUUCGUUUCAGUCCCUUUGCUAUUUGAUACUCUUAGUGUCACUGUGUGUAUGAUCUAACAUGAAAUCUUUACCAACAAGCUGCAGUCAGUCACGUUCACGGAACAGCUGAAACGCAUGGAGAGUGCGACGUUUAUCACGAAUUUAUAAUGAAUCGCAAUUGUAAUAGCGUUCGGAUUGCAUUAUUUGUUAUUGCUCUGUAACUGCCUGUGACUUUAAUCAUCGUCAUAUGAAUGCAUCUCAGUGCCUCGCUCACAACCAGUUUCAUAUUUCCUGUAACUGCAUUUGAGAAGAGCUAAAAUGACCCAAUCCAUCAAGUAGUAAGUACGAGAUAACAGUAUGGAGCUGGUGGAUCACAGUAGACCAGGCAGCAGAAAAGUUGACUUUUCGGGUCAGGACCCUUUUUCUGAAAAAGUCAACUUUCCUGCUUCUCUGCUGCCUGGCCUGUUGUGUUCCUCGAGCUCCAUAUUGUGUUAUCUCAACAUCCUGGUAAAUCUUUUCUGAAGCUCCUCCAGUGCAAUAAUAUCCUUCCCUAAUAGGGUGACCAGAACCUGAUAUAGUGCUUCAGUAAAAGUCUCAAUGUCCUGUAUUCAAAAGGAGUGAGUAAUGAAGCCAGGUGCCACGUGGUCUACAGCUGAUGCAAACUUCAAAGAACUAUAUACUUGACCCAUUAGUUCUCUCUGUUCUCCAACACUAUCCAAGGCCCUACGUGUAUCUGUACAAGACCUGCCGCUCUGUUUUUCAAAAAUGCAAUGCCUCAGUUCCUCCAUCUGCCCGUCCUCAAGCCAUUGACCCAAUUGAUCACGAUCUCGUUGUAGUCUUCGAUAACCGUCUUCACUGUCAACUGUCCACUAUGCCACUAAUUUUGGUGACAUCUUCAAAAUUACUACCCAUGCCUUCUCAAUUCUCAUCUAAAUCAUUUAUUUAAAAGAUAAACAAAAGUGGACCCAACACAAGAUGGAGUGGAACACUACUAGUAACAGGCAUCCGGUCCAAAAAGCAACUGCCAAGCCGUCUCCAUCUCCUGCCAUCAAGCCAGUUUUGUAUCCAAUUUCCAGCCUCACCCCAAGUCCCAUGUAAUCUUACCCUAUUAUUUCAUCUGCCAUGAAGAACAUUGUCAAAGACUUUGUGAAGGAGCUUCCCCCCUCUUCCCCCACCCCCAAACCCUGGCUAGAAACAAAUACUCAGGGCACAGACCGGAUUCAGGCAAGUGGAAGAUGUUUAUUCAAGAAGAAACCAGUUAAUGCAGGGAGAGGGCCAAAGGAUCUUCCACAAAUCUGUUCUCGAUGUGAGAAAGCAUUUUUCCCUUAAUCUACAGCUCAGAUCGGAAGAGAGAUUAAUGACACACUUUGAUUUUGCAAGGAAUUACAGCAUUUUUAUACACUACAUGUUACAAUAAUCAAAUGCAAAGUAGUCACUGUCCUUCACCUUAAUCCAAACACCUCACC